Messenger RNA from Fraxinus pennsylvanica, 432 nucleotides. The record is from the annotation of a GenBank genome assembly. NCBI's taxonomy places the organism in Eukaryota, Viridiplantae, Streptophyta, Magnoliopsida, Lamiales, Oleaceae.
AUGGCUAUGGCUUUCAAGAUGGCUACGACCGGCAUGUGGGUGACGGAGGAAUGCAAGAACUCAUUCAUGGAGAUGAAGUGGAAGAAGGUUCAUAGGUACAUCGUGUUCAAGAUUGACGAGGGAUCGAAGCUGGUGACGGUGGACAAAGUUGGUGGUGCCGGUGAAGGUUACGAUGAUUUAGCUGCAUCCCUCCCGGAGGAUGAUUGCCGAUAUGCUGUGUUUGAUUUCGACUUUGUUACAGUCGAUAAUUGCCGCAAAAGCAAGAUCUUCUUCAUUGCAUGGGCACCAUCGGCAUCAAGAAUUAGAGCCAAAAUGCUUUACGCAACGUCGAAAGAUGGACUAAGGAGGGCAUUAGAUGGGAUCCACUAUGAAGUGCAAGCUACGGAUCCAACCGAGAUGGGAUUUGAUGUGAUUAAGGACAGAGCCAAAUAA